AGCUCAGCUGAAGUGUUUCAUUAACAGACUAACAACUAAACAGAACAACACGCUGAGAGUGAAACAUGUCUGAGGGAGCAGUGCUGCUGCUGCAGCUCAAACAGAGACUCUGUCGGUCCAUAGACGAAGCCGAAGCGAAGCUGCACAGCCUCAGUCAGGACAUCUGGAGCUGUCCGGAGCUGGCUUACCAGGAGAACAAGGCUCACAGCAGACUGGUGGAGUUCUUCAGUCAGGAGGAAGGCUGGAAGGUGGACGCUCACUUCAAGCUGCAGACUGCGUUUCGAGCAUGUUGGUCAACCAAAGGCAGCGAGCAGAAAGACGUGGUCUCUGUGGGCUUCCUGUGUGAGUACGACGCCCUGCCUGGUAUUGGACACGCAUGUGGACACAACCUGAUAGCUGAGGUUGGAGCUGCUGCGGCUGUGGGGCUCAAAGCGGUGCUGGAAAACACACACAAGCUGCCUGUCCGGGUGGAGGUGACGGUGUUGGGGACUCCUGCUGAGGAGGAUGGAGGAGGUAAAGUGGAUCUGAUAAAGGAGGGAGCCUUUGAUGGUAUGGAUGUGGUGUUCAUGGCUCACCCCCUGCAGGAUGACGCUGCAUAUCUCCCUCUUAUGGCCAUACAAGAUGUAACUAUAAAGUAUCAUGGUAAAGCGUGUCAUGCCUCCGCCUACCCCUGGGAGGGAAUCAAUGCGUUGGAUGCAGCGGUGCUCUGCUACAACAACCUGUCCGCACUCAGACAGCAGAUGAAGCCAGACUGGAGAGUUCAUGGAAUCAUAAAGCACGGAGGAGUGAGGCCACACAUCAUCCCUGCCUACACGGAGCUGGAGUACUAUCUGAGAACCCCGUCGAGAGCUGAGCUUUCUGUCCUGAAGGAAAAAGCCGAGAGGUGCUUCAGAUCAGCUGCCGUGGCAACCGGCUGUGAGGUUGAAGUGGAAUAUGGGAAGAACCCUUAUGACAACAUGUUGCGAAACAGAACACUUGAGGAUCUGUAUGAGAUCAACGGAAAGUCUCUGGGGAUGGAAUUCAUCACAGACGAAGAAGUUCUUAACAAAGGUUCUGUCUCCACAGACUUUGGGAACGUGUCAUUUGUACUUCCUGGCAUCCAUCCAUACUUCUACAUUGGUUCUAAUGCUCUGAACCACACAGAGGAAUACACUGUCGCUGCCGGUGAUGAUAAAGCUCAGUUCUUCACUGUGAGGACGGCCAAGGCUCUGGCCAUGACGGCUCUGGAUGUGCUGCUGAGUCCGGAGCUUCUGCAGAAGGUGAAGCUGGAAUUUGCUGAGGCAAAACUAAAGGAGGAACAAAGCAAAACACAACUGCUGCUCCGCUGAGUGCAAAUUAGACGCAACAAGGAUCCCUGCUGCCAAGAACACUGUGAAGAACAUUCUGCUGUGAAAUGAAGAAAUGCUGACAAAUUUUGGUUAUUUUUGUCUUCAGUCUAUCUUCCAUGUUCCAAUUACGUGAAUCCCACCUACACCUGUCCUACAGCAACCACUGCUUUCCUGCCUUUACCUGUCACCUGACCUGCCUUGAACUGGAACAAAACACAAAAUCACACACACACAGAAUAGGGAUAAACAGAUUAACAAUAAGUCUCUUACGUGAUUUGAAAAUAAUGUUUCACUUUUUUUUAAGUUAGUGAAGUCAAUAAACGAUGAAUAAUGUAAAAGUAUUCAAAAUAUUAAACAAGAAAAGCAUUCAGAGAGCGCAGUACUCCACCAAGGGUGUUCAUUCCCCCACAUGGCAUUGUCAGAAAUGCAGCAUUUUUUUUUUUUUUUUAGAAAUGCAGAAUUUGUUUAUUAGUUAUUGAUGAUCAGAAAUCACGGCACUAUAGAAUGUGGCCAUUUAAUAUAGAUGUACUCACAAACAAAAUGACCUUGCACUGAGCACAGGUGUGUUAUGCAUGUAUAGGUUAUAUACGGAUACAGAAUCGCGUGACCUUUUGUUCAGUCUAAACUUCCAGCAUUUAUCUUUGCUCUUUCUGUAGUUACAGCUUUCUGACUUUGUGAGGGAUGUUUUGUGACACUAUUUGUCUUCCACAUCCUGUACCUGUGUAGCUGCCAUGUAUAUGUUCUGUACAUAGGUUUUGUUCAAUAAUGUUUUUUUUAAUACUGAGACUAAUAGUGGAGUAAACUAAAUGUAUUUUAGAUAGUUUAAUGUCCUAUAACAAUUAUUUAAAAAUGUAUAUUAAAAAAGCAAGGCACUGAUUAAGACUUUACAAAACAUCUGUUACAAAAUUUACCUAAAACCCUCCAAACUUCCAGCCUUUGUCUUUACUGUUUUUUAGCUACUGCUUUCUGACUUUGUGAGGAAUGUUUUGUGACACUUUUGGUCUUCCACAUCCUGUAACUUUAUAGCGGCUAUAUAUAUGUUCUGUACAGACAUAGUUCAAUAAAGUUUCUGAGAAAAAGGG
Messenger RNA from Acanthochromis polyacanthus (spiny chromis), 2410 nucleotides. RefSeq names its product peptidase M20 domain-containing protein 2-like. The record is from RefSeq and is a predicted model, not a curated record. Lineage: Eukaryota; Metazoa; Chordata; Actinopteri; Pomacentridae. The coding region runs from base 66 to 1328 and encodes 420 amino acids. Gene Ontology annotation, molecular function: dipeptidase activity. The transcript is spliced from 7 exons.